Molecule: messenger RNA, 646 nt
Organism: Racocetra persica
Lineage: Eukaryota; Fungi; Glomeromycota; Glomeromycetes; Diversisporales; Gigasporaceae
Source: the annotation of a GenBank genome assembly
GCUUAGUCAAGAAGAAGAUUCUGAUCUUCAAGCUGUAACCCAGUUUUUACAACCAUUUUAUGAAAUUACAAAUAUACUUUCUGGUAGUACAUAUAUAACAUUGGGCCUUUCCGCUUUAUUAAUGGAUGAUAUAAUUGAUGUUAUUUCAUCAUAUAUUCAAGAUUCAUCAAGUUUCCAAUUUCUUAAAACUGCUGCAAUACAAAUGAUAGAAAAACUUAAUCAAUAUAUAGAUUAUAUCUAUGACAAAGCAGCUUUUAUAGCUUCAAUUCUUGACUCCCGAAUAAAACUUGAAUUAAUACCAGUUAAUAUGAACACACCAGAAAAUCAGAAUUAUUUUAGUCAGAUUUUUCAGGAGUAUUCAGAUCCAACAGAUGAACUUACCAAGUAUUUGAAUGAGGCUACUUUACCAAUAAAUAUUAAUCCUUUGGAAUGGUGGAAACUUAACAGUUUUCAUUUUCCGGUUAUGUCACAAAUGGUCAAAGAUUUUUUUGCAAUCCAGGCGACAUCAGUGCCUUCUGAACAAAUAUUCUCGAAGGCAGGUGACACUAUCUGGGCUAAAUAUGCGCGUUUUUCUGAAAAAAGCGUACAAUCAUUGAUGUAUACUAGCUCAUGGUUGGAACACGGCAUUAAAUUUCAUAAGGAUUGA